CUCUGCACGUUUGGAGAGAUGGAUACAUCUCACACCACCACAAAUCUCCCAAUCUGCCUCGUUAAGACCGAGAAACUUUUCGGGAUGGGAAGCACGGGUUUUCUGUGCUUCUAUUCGUUGUUUUUUUCUCUCAUUUUCUCCUUUUACAUCUUUUCUUCUUCAACUCCUCACAAAUUCACGCCCAUCCAGGAUAAUGCCGACACUCCCUCAAAUGCCUAUUCUCAACGCCUUCAAACAGUAGAUAAUGAAAGUUGUGACUUGUUUGAUGGUGAGUGGGUUGAGGAGAAGGAGGGUCCUCUAUAUUCAAAUUUGAGCUGCCCAACAAUCCCUUUGUCCAAAAAUUGCUUCUAUCAUGGAAGGAAGGAUAGAGAUUUUGUUUACUGGAGAUGGAAACCAGAAGGAUGUGAGCUUCCUCGGUUCAACCCCAAAGCGUUUUUGAGCAUUGUUAAAGGAAAAACAAUGGCUUUCAUUGGUGAUUCACUUGCUCGGAAUCAUAUGGAAUCGCUUCUAUGCCUUCUGUAUAUGGAAGAAACACCAAGAAAUGUAUACGAGGACGUGGAGGACAAAUUCAGGACCUGGCAUUUUCCCCAUCACAACUUCACCCUCAUGGUCCUCCGCUCAGAAUUCCUUAUCCACGCCACCCACAGACUCAUCAAUGGCUCCUUUACAGGCGGUUUCGAUUUACACCUAGACCAACUAGAUUCCAACUGGACCCAAAACCUACCCAUUAUCGACUACGCCAUUUUCUCCGACGCGCAUUGGUUCCUCCGACCCAACUAUCUCUACGAGGGCGGCAACCUCGUUGGUUGCAUUUAUUGCGGCGAUCCAACCGUUAAGGAUGUCGGCCCGGGCUUUGCAAUCCGGAGAGCGUUCCAAGCCGCUCUUAACUAUGUAAACGAAAACCGCAACGGGGUUGUGGUGUUUUUGCGGACGUUUUCUCCGGCGCAAUUUGAGAAUGGGGCGUGGAAUAAGGGAGGGUUUUGCAAUAGGACAAGAGGGUUUACUAAGGAAGAGGUGAGUGUUGGAGGGGAUGAUUGGGAAUUUAGGAAGAUUCAAGUUGAGGAGAUUGAGAGGGCUAGGAGAUAUGGGGGGAAAAGAGGGAAUAGGUUUGGGAUUAUAGAUGUGACUAGAGCUAUGUUGAUGAGGCCGGAUGGACACCCUGGGGAGUUUUGGGGAAAUAAGUGGAUGAAGGGUUAUAGUGAUUGCAUACAUUGGUGCUUACCUGGGCCUAUUGACACUUGGAGUGAGCUUUUGUUGCAGAUGCUUCACAACACUAGUGCUCUCAAUCAAUCCUAGCUUUAAUUGGCAUUUUGUGAUUCUCACCUAUCUUUUUGCUUUUCUUUAAUUUGCCUAUGCAUAUCUGCAUGCUAGUUGCAUAAAUGUGUACAUCAAAUAUUACAGAGUAGCUAGCAUGCUGGGCGGAGGCCAGUGAUUCGGUGAAGUCCAGCAUUCGGUGGCUAGAGGGAUAAUUGUGUGGGAUCAGUGAAGGGUCAAGUCCAACACUCGAUCUUCUCUAAAAAAUGUGGUGGUAUAAGAAAAUAAAGUUGUGCAUGUCUUUGCUAAGAGUUAUAACUUUUAGCAUAGCGGUAAGCACUUGAUUGGUUAAUCCUAACAUAGCAUACUAUGUUAGUUCCGAGCAAGUUAGAGUCUAGACUCUAGAAGGGUUAAAUAUACUUUAAGAAAAUUUUUGAAGUUUUGAAAAUUUAAUUAAUUUGUAGACAAUAGAAGUCUUUUACUUGUAUAUUUUUAAGAUAUAAGAAAACUUGUUUGUAGCUUAAGAGUUUGAUUGUUUGUGUGCAUGUGUGUGAUAUAUAUAUAUAUAUGGAUCAGGUAAUAACAAAGCAAAUAUAAAAAAAAAAAAGAGAGUGAAACAUUAAUUUUAUAGUGAUUUGGUGGGUAGUGUUUGUAAUUCCCCUACACGUACCAUUCUUCUCGUUCACACCAAUGAGGAAUUCACUAUGUAAUUUUGAUAUAAAAGUUACAAGUGUAUGUUAAGCCUUUCACAAAGCUUGAUCACUAAGUUGCUUUGCUUCCGCUUCUUCUCUUUUGAUUAUUGUCUUUCAAUUCAAACAAGGGUCUGCCACUAAGUCACCUUGAUCUUUACUAUCUUGGCCUUUACACUAGGAUUUGCCACAAAACACCCUCUUUAUAGUUUUGUUUGUUGUCUAAUAAAAAAAUGUUUGGACAUUUGAAUUUGGAUGAUUCAAUGAAGCUUAGAAUGCCUGACUUUUUUUAGCCUCGUUGUCAAGAUCUGGUCGCCUCUCUUUGUACUGGUUGCUUCCUUCGGUGAGGAGGCAACCAAAAUUUUUGGCGGGCGCCACAACUGUCGUCGGCGACGAGCCGAUCGCUGACGAUGAUAUUUUAGUUGGAAACGUUAUUAGAUUCUAAGUGUACUAGUUUUUGGCUUUAUUGCUCCAAAACAAAAUGUUAAUGGGUCUAAUUGUAACUUUAAAAAAUUUAGGUACUUAAUUGACUUUUUAUAUAAAGUUUAGGGUCUAUUUGACUAUUUUUUCCUUCUAGUUUUUAAUUUUUUAUUUUGACUUCAAUUCCUAUCUUUUUACCAAAGUACCCCUAGAUCGGAGACUCAAACCGUUCCGCACCCUAGUUGGAAAAACGACCAACCAAUUUCUUUUUGUUUUGGAUGAUGAUGGCAGUACGGGACAACACAAAUUAAACAUACUCCUAUCGCUACGGGGAUAGCUAAAAAUGGCCUCUAAUCCCUUACUUAUCCCUCCUAUCAACCCCUUUUUACACAACAAAGCCGCCAUUCUUGUCCACCAAUUCCCAAUUUCCUCGACAGGUCGGAGGCUUUCUCACAGGCGGCCGAUCGUCAGAGCGUCUAUCAGCCGCCGGCAGCUGAUAACCGCCGCCGCGGCGUUGAUUAUUGCAGCCUCGUCGUCUAAAGCUGUCGACAAGCUUCUCCCGACACGGGAGAGAGCGAAUCUUAGUACCAACAAAUCCAAGCAGGAGAGACCAAGAUUCUUCGACUUAGCGGCCAGAAAAAUGUGCUGGGCCAAGGCCGAAACCGUUCCCGGCCGAGAUCCCGGGAGGUGGAGAAAAGACGCCGCGGGAAACAUUGUCGGCAAGCGUUUUCACAGCUGCCUAGGUUGCCUCUGCUUCGAGUACGACCACGUUGUUCCCUUCUCCAAAGGCGGCGAGUCGGUGCCGGAAAAUUGUCAAAUUCUUCAGACCAAGGUCAAUAGGUUCAAAGCAGAUAAGGUUGCGGUUAACAAAAUGCAACUCAAAGGGUAUUCUUGCGGCAUCAAUUUCAGUGACAAAGAACUUGACACCAUUGAGAUUGCUGUUUAUGGAGACAUUAUGCGACCUGGGAACCGAUGUCGUGUCGCAACUAUUGAUGAAAUGCUUGGAAUAUACAAGUCUAAAAACAGAAUUGUUACUUGCAACUCUGGGAACUGAAGUACUAUGUGUAUGUUUGCAUUUAGUCAUUUAGAUACCACCAAAAUUAAAUAAACAAAA
Molecule: messenger RNA, 3477 nt
Organism: Ipomoea triloba (trilobed morning glory)
Lineage: Eukaryota; Viridiplantae; Streptophyta; Magnoliopsida; Solanales; Convolvulaceae
Product: protein ALTERED XYLOGLUCAN 4-like
Exons: 3
Coding region: 19-1296 (425 amino acids)
Cellular component (GO): Golgi apparatus
Molecular function (GO): O-acetyltransferase activity
Source: RefSeq, a predicted model, not a curated record